GCGCGCUGGGGUUGAGCUCAACCACUUCUUCCUCCAGCCACCUCCAGAUCCGUGGCUUCUGCCUGAGCCCUGGACGAGGCGUCCCAGGUCUGGGAGGAGGGCGAAGGGACCUGGCGAUGGCUUCCCGGGGACUCCCGGGGUCCGCCGUGCUCACUGCUGCUGUCUUUGUGGGAGGCGCCGUGAGUUUGCCGCUCGUGGCCCCGGACAACGGUGGCAGCCGCACGCUGCACUCCAGAACCGAGACGACAGCCUCGCCCACCGACAAUGCUAAGGGCGGACACCCCGAAUAUAUUGCAUACGCACUUGUCCCUGUGUUCUUCAUCAUGGGUCUCUUUGGUGUCCUCAUCUGCCACCUGCUUAAGAAGAAAGGCUAUCGUUGUACGACAGAAGCUGAGCAAGAGGUGGAAGAGGAAAAAGUGGAGAAGAUAGAGUUGAAUGACAGCAUAAAUGAAAACAGUGACACCGUUGGGCAAAUUGUCCAGUACAUUAUGAAAAAUGAAGCAAACGCUGAUGUUUUGAAGGCAAUGGUAGCAGAUAACACCGUGUCUGAUCCCGAAAGCCCUGUGACCCCCAGCACUCCUGGGAGCCCACCUGUGAGCCCUGGGCCCUUGUCACCAGGUGGCACCCCAGGGAAGCACAUCUGUGGCCACCACCUGCACACAGUGGGCGGUCCUGUCGAGAGGGAUGUGUGUAAUCGGUGUAGGCACAAGCGGUGGCACUUCAUAAGACCCGCCAACAAGUCCAAAGAAGGCCGCCCAAGGCGUCAAGGGGAGGUCACCGUCCUCUCUGUGGGCAGGUUUAGAGUUACAAAAGUGGAGCACAAGUCGAACCAAAAGGAGCGGAGGAGUUUGAUGUCCAUGAGCGGCACUGAAAGCCUCAAUGGGGAGGUGCCUGCGACACCUGUGAGGAGAGAGCGGAGCGGCACAGAGGAGUAGGAAUGACUUCAUUUGAAGAGUUGUGAGAGACUGAGAACGUAACGAGAUACGAAGCUGCCCAAGAAAUAUUUUUUAUCUUUUACGUGCCUGCUGUCCUGGACUCUGCAGGCAUAUGGAAAAAGCUGGAAGGAAGUCUUUUUGCUCUGCUGGAUGCAAAACUCAGCUGGCUUUGAAACAAGUUUUGGUUUUUAAAAAUCUCUUGGAGAUUUUUUUAAGAAGAGAAGAACUGAUGUUUUAUCUUCCCAGUGACCUUCAGCCACUGCCCCUUCCAGUCCUCCGUCCCGGGCCUUAGUGAGCACCGUUUUUCCCGAAUGAUCGCUGGGUGUGGCGGAAUUAUUUGUGUUCAGUCUGAGCUGACGCUGUGUGUGUGUGCGUACGUGUGUGUAUGCGUGCCAGUGCUUCUGUUCCCACAGCCCUUACUUCCAAUUUUACACUGGUUGUAAGAAGAUCUACAGUUUAACUGUUACAAAAGAUAAAGAUGACUCUUUGGUGGAGAAAGCUCCUUGAAGAUCGCCCAGUCUAGCCCUGAGAAACAGACCUGGCGAGAGGUCAUGGAGUCAGGAGGAACUAGCCAGUGGACAAGGGUCCACCAUGCCGUUCUCUUAGGUCACGUAUAAAAUAUCGAGAGUUUUUUUUAACUUGAGCUAAGCAAUUUAUAUUUAGUCCACUCAAGAAAGGGGAAAAUAACCGAAAGUCACCGAACGAAAAAAACGUGUGUUUUGACAACCCAAGGUCAAAACAAAGCCCAAAGUCCCCACGCCUCUGCCAGGUGGGCCCCUCCCUCUGGCUCGGUUUCCCUGGUGCAUCUGCUGUUUUGCAUCUUGUAACUAAUGCUCAUUAUUUACAAGAACCUUGGCAGUUACUUCCCCUUUGGGCUUGGAAAACCGACUCUUUUUCUGCCUUAGAGCAGAUGACACUCCUGAAAGUAGUACUUACUGUACAUAGGCUCAUUCCAUUCUGUGUCUGGCAUCAAACUGAAAAUUUCCAGCCUGUUAAAUGGUAGGUGUAGUUCAUGUUUGCACAGUGGACUAGAGGAAGUUAGUAUGGACACACGUAUCGCCGAGGUCCAAAAAGUAGCAAUAUAGGAAUUUGGGGGAUGUGAAUUAAUGUAAAUAAUGUAUGGGCAGUCUAGGCCGAUAUUUUCAGUUUAAAAAAAAAAGAACACCUAUUUUGUUGUUUAAAGAAUAUGCCCUCAAAAUGGUGAGGGAUAAUACGUAAGAUAUUCUUCAGCUUUAAGUAUUUUUUAACGUUAUUCAGGUCAGAGCACUUUUUGAAUAGCAAUACAACAGGCCAGAGAAUACUCAAAAAUAUUUAAAGUUGUAUAUAUACCAAUAGUACGUUUUAAAUAUUUUCGAAUACUUGAGCAGUUUUUGUCUGUCUUCCAAUUAUGCCAAAUGUUAAGCAUUCAAUAUUUUCAACACAUAAACUUUCUACUGGUUUCUAUUAUCUAAUAAAUACUCUAAAGUGUUCCCAAAGCAAGUGAUGUUUACAGGCCUCGUGUUUUCCCUCCCCCUUCUGAAGGGCCGGGACCCACCACGGGCGUGCCCUCCCGAACACUAGUGACGCACUGACUCCGGGGGUCAUCAGUGGGUUGGCUGCCACCUGGAUGUAAAACUUUGUAAAGGAAAAUUUUCACCCUUUUGAGUGUGAAGUGUAUUUUUAACUGUCUGGUUUGUACUUUUACGACUUUUGUACUACCAAAACAGAGUUAAAAAUAAAAAUGUCAAGUGCA
Artibeus jamaicensis (Jamaican fruit-eating bat) is the source of this 2667-nucleotide messenger RNA. RefSeq names its product RELT like 1 (gene RELL1). Gene Ontology annotation, biological process: positive regulation of p38MAPK cascade. Gene Ontology annotation, cellular component: plasma membrane. Bases 117 to 935 code for a protein of 272 amino acids. The transcript is spliced from 7 exons. NCBI's taxonomy places the organism in Eukaryota, Metazoa, Chordata, Mammalia, Chiroptera, Phyllostomidae. The record is from RefSeq and is a predicted model, not a curated record.